Trichosurus vulpecula (common brushtail) is the source of this 3288-nucleotide messenger RNA. RefSeq names its product histone deacetylase 8 (gene HDAC8). Gene Ontology annotation, molecular function: histone deacetylase activity. The record is from RefSeq and is a predicted model, not a curated record. Lineage: Eukaryota; Metazoa; Chordata; Mammalia; Diprotodontia; Phalangeridae. Bases 215 to 1354 code for a protein of 379 amino acids. The transcript has a single exon.
GCGGAAGAGGCAGCAGCAGCGGCGGAAGCGGCGGUAGAGGCAGCGGCAGCGGCGGGAGCUAAGGUAGAGGCAGAGAGCGGCGGCGGCGGAGCAGCGGCGGGGCGGAGGGGUAGCGGUAGCGCGGCCGGCGGCAACCGCAGCGGCCGCUUUCGGGCCCGUCUGGCCGCCUAAGGUUCGAGCGUCCCGGGGGCCAAGGCUUGGGUGAGGGUGGGCCAUGCAGGAAGCGGAGGAGCCCGCGCCCCCUCCGCGGCAGCCGCCUUUGCCCCCCGUCUACAUCUACAGCCCCGAAUACGUCCGCACUUGUGACUCGCUGGCCAAGGUGCCCAAACGGGCCAGCAUGGUGCAUUCCCUGAUUGAAGCCUAUGAGCUGCUCAAGGAGAUGAGGGUCGUGAAGCCCAAGGUGGCUUCCAUGGAGGAGAUGGCCAGCUUCCACACGGACGCCUACCUGCAGCACCUCCAGAAGGUCAGUGAGGAAGGGGAUGACGAGCAUCCCGACUCGGUGGAAUUCGGCCUGGGCUACGACUGCCCCAGCACGGAGGGCAUAUUCGAUUACGCGGCCGCGGUGGGGGGCGCCACCAUCACGGCGGCCCAGUGCCUGAUCGAUGGGAAAAGUAACAUAGCUAUUAACUGGGCCGGGGGCUGGCACCAUGCCAAGAAAGACGAGGCUUCGGGCUUCUGUUACCUCAACGACGCCGUCCUGGGGAUCCUGCACUUGAGGAGGAAGUUCGAGCGCAUCCUCUACGUGGACUUGGACCUGCACCACGGAGACGGCGUCGAAGACGCUUUCAGUUUCACUUCCAAAGUCAUGACUGUGUCUCUGCACAAAUUCUCUCCAGGGUUUUUUCCGGGAACUGGCGAUGUGUCCGAUGUGGGUCUCGGGAAGGGAAGGUAUUACAGCGUCAACGUGCCCAUUCAGGAUGGCAUACGGGAUGACAAGUACUAUCAGAUCUGUAAAAGCGUCCUCAAGGAAGUCUAUGUAGCCUUCAACCCCAAAGCGGUGGUUCUGCAGUUAGGAGCCGAUACCAUAGCUGGGGACCCGAUGUGCUCCUUUAAUUUGACUCCCGUGGGACUCGGGAAGUGUCUUACCUACAUCCUUCAGUGGCAGCUGGCCACCCUCAUCUUGGGGGGAGGCGGCUACAAUCUUGCUAACACAGCCCGAUGCUGGACAUAUCUGACUGGGGUCAUCUUGGGGAGAACGCUCUCUUCUGAGAUCCCAGAUCAUGAAUUUUUCACUGAAUACGGCCCGGAUUAUGUGUUGGAAAUCACCCCCAGUUGCAGGCCUGACCGCAAUGAGCUGCACCAAAUCCAGCAUAUCCUGAAUCGCAUUACAGGGAACAUGAAGCAUGUGGUUUAGGGGUGGUGGGGUGGUGGUGGUGGUGCUAGAUCUGAUUGUGACAGUAUAGGAAGAUUUCUUGUAAAGCUGGCUUUGUGUUUUUGUGAAUUUGUGGCUGUGAGGAAAAAUCUGGAAGAGAUUACUUCCUCACAACACCAAGUGGCAGCUAGUCUUCGUGGGGUUCAGUAGGCAAUCACCCCAGAGAUUUAAGCAGAGGACUGGAAGGAGUAGGAAGGUGACUUUUAAGGUUCAAGUGCUUUUUUCUGAAAUACAGUUGAGACAAAAUUAAGAUUCCUUUCUAAAAGGCAAAAGCAGUUUGUAUUCUUGGAAAUUAUUUUCUGGUGGGUUUGGGGUAGGGAGUUUUUAUUUUUUAAGCAAGAAAUGCUUGGGGUUAGUUGUUCACUGUCAUUGAUGAAUUUGGUGAGUAGUACUAGUAGUGGUCAAAUAUAAUUUUUAUUUUAAAAAAUUAUAUUUUAACUUCAUCUCACCUGUAAAAUGCAUAUACUGUAUAGUUAUAUUUUAAUAAAGAGGUUUUUUUUUAACAGAUUCAGGAUUUCAUCAAUAUGCGCACUACAGCCUGCAAUAGGCCCAUGCAAGGUUUUCUCUAAAUUCUCGGUAGAGGAUCACUCAGUAGUUUGGAAGGCCUUAUUCUUGAAUUUUUAAAUAUAAUACAUUUACAUAGUGCUUUAAGAGGUUACAUUUUAUAGGACUUCUAAAAAUAUACAAAGCACUUUACAAACAUCAUCUCAUUGGUUCCUUAACCACCAGUCUGUGAGGUAGGUGCUAUUAUCCCCACUGGACAGAUGAGGAAAACAGGUUCAGAGAAGUGACAGUGAUUUGCCCAGGGUAAUACAGCUCAUAAUUAUCUGAGGCAACAUUCAAACCCAAGUUGUCCUGACUUCGAGUCUAGGGCUCUAUUACCUCUUAACAUCUUAAGAAUUAUCUACCUGUAACCAUUCAGUUUGGGUCUAGUUCAUUGUCUUUCUGCUGUACCUCUCUGUAUAUAUAUAUAUACACUGAGGGACUAACCUGAUAAACUCCUUGUCCAGCUACUACAUGUUGUAGUCUGGGCAAUAUGUAUUUUUGAUUCACUUUAGUGUUCCAAUGUAAAUGAUUACAGUGCUAAUAUGUAUUUCAUUGAGAUUUUGCAGUAUUCCAGGAAUGAAUCAAUGUUGCCUAUCAAAAGGAGACUAGGGAGAGCCUUCCUAUCAAUAAGUAAUCCUUUUUCUUUUUUUGUUGGGACUAGAACCAGGCAUCAACUGUGACAGUGGCAGACUUAGAUAAGUGCAUCCCACUUUUAUACCACAGUUGAGAGAGUACUCAGUGAAUCACUAAACAAAGGUGUUUCCACGGUUCUGUCCAUCUGAGUUAGUAAUUUAGUUUGUGCACAGGAGAAACCUUGUCUGAGAGGGCUUUCGAGGCUAUAUUUUGUUCUACCAAGUGGAAUGCUUAAGAAAAAAUAAAUAAAACAGUAUCUAGUAGUACGUCUUUUUUUCUGUCAACUCUGUAACUUGUGAAAUCAAGAUCUAGUUAACUAUCAUAAAUAAUCUACAAAAGCUCAACUAUUUCUUCUCAUACUUUCUUCAGGAAUUCCCUUGAUGCACGCAAAGUUCAUUCCCAUGAAGAUCAAGUAGAAAUGAGAAAGCAGGCAUAUGGACCUGUGGUGGCUAUUGUCUUCUUGGUCACUCUUUUUGGUCAAAAGUUCCCAUCUGGUAUUUGCCAUUCUAUGGAAUCUUCCUUCCCCUCUCUGAAAGAUCACAAACAUCCUUUCUUGAGUGAUUUUAAAAUGUCAUGGGUUGCUUCUGCUUGUAUUUGAUCGUGUCUAGCUACUCUUUCUGAUUUCAUCUUAAAGUGCAUUUCCACUUCCUCACACAAUGUAUUGAAUACUAAGUGGCAAAGUGUGAAAAUAGUAAACCCCCUUAUCAUGAAAAAAAUAAAAUGUUUAUAAACCUCCA